AACAUCGAGCGACGUUGAGCACCUACCUCUCGGACUCUGUCCCUCUCCCAGACUCGAAGCCUGAACAAUGGUCUCUGCAGUCGACUUCAUCGAGCAGUGGCUGCCCGGCUACGACGGCACGCAGUUCUACACACGCACGUAUGCCGCGACAUUCCCGAAAGCCAUCGUCCUCUUCGUGCACGGCUUUGCAGAGCACAUUGGCCGCUACCAGCACUCACAUGCACGGUACCCCGCGCGGCACAUCACCGUCUUUGCGUUUGAUCUCCGGGGAUACGGGCGCACGGCCCUGGACACCGAGCACAAGAGCAAGGACUCGGCGUACGGAAAGACGAACUGGGACUGGCAGCUCCGAGACAUCGAGUUCUUUGGGCAAUACGUUGCCAAGCAAUACCCUGGCACGCCGCUGUACCUGAUGGGACACUCUGCGGGCGGCGCUGCUGUGCUCGCAUACUACACGCGCGACAAGGCGCCACCGAGCACCGAGGGCAAGGGGCUGUUCAAGGCCGUCAUCGCUAGCAGCCCGUGUCUCGUCCUUACGCACCCGAAGCCGAAGAUCAUACGGUGGACUGGAGCGAAGCUAGCACUUAUCCGGCCAUACCAGCUUAUCCCAGCAGACGUUGGCGUCGAGAACAUCACGCGGAACCAAGCCGUGAGGGAUGAAUACCUGAAAGACCCCUUGAUCAGGAGAACGGGCAGCCUGAAGGGUCUGGACGAUAUGCUCACAGGCGGAGAGAAGCUAUUGUCAGGCGACUACGCGCGAUGGCCGAAAGAUCUCCCUUUGUUUAUAAUUCACGGAACCGCGGACGAGGUCACGAGCUGCGAAGCCUCUAGAGAGUUUUACGAGAAGGUUUCCGCAGAAGACAAGAAGAUCUCAAUAUAUGAGGGAGGCUUCCACGAGCUUGUACAUGAACCUGACGGCAUGUCCGACCGCCUCGUGAACGAGUGCGUCGCGUGGGUCGAAGCGCACUGCCCACCGAAAUCACCGUCAGCUACAGGCACGCCCGCGCCGGAGGCGAAACUCUGAGCUGACGCCCGCCUCGUGUUCGCCGAAGGAGGCAUAGAGCUGUGUGUGUGCAUCACGACCACCCUUCCCUUGCUAUUGAUCUACCUGGAUGUAUUGAGUGACUCUGGAUCUAUCUUGUUGUCUGUUUGCUGGCUUAAGUUUAGACGGGUUAUUAACAUGGAUUCUGAUGCGAAAGAAUAAUACUUUUCAUAACGAAAACUGCUAGAGUGUUACGUACAUAUAUGUUAGGGCCCAGUACCUAAAACUAUCUAAUAUACAUCUUGGCGGCUC
Messenger RNA from Phanerochaete carnosa HHB-10118-sp, 1294 nucleotides. RefSeq lists its product as uncharacterized. The coding region runs from base 68 to 1024 and encodes 318 amino acids. Lineage: Eukaryota; Fungi; Basidiomycota; Agaricomycetes; Polyporales; Phanerochaetaceae. Gene Ontology annotation, cellular component: membrane. The transcript has 6 exons. The record is from RefSeq and is a predicted model, not a curated record. Gene Ontology annotation, molecular function: lipase activity.